Molecule: messenger RNA, 3212 nt
Organism: Hyla sarda
Lineage: Eukaryota; Metazoa; Chordata; Amphibia; Anura; Hylidae
Gene: MSN
Product: moesin
Exons: 13
Coding region: 317-2059 (580 amino acids)
Biological process (GO): regulation of cell shape; positive regulation of early endosome to late endosome transport; positive regulation of protein localization to early endosome
Cellular component (GO): plasma membrane; microvillus; filopodium
Molecular function (GO): actin binding; cell adhesion molecule binding
Source: RefSeq, a predicted model, not a curated record
GGGAACUCAGAGCCGGUGCCCGGGCACACACAACCGCCGCAUCCCGCGCUAACGUCUCCGGCGGAUCGCCCGCCUUUCUCGAGGGGCGUGGCCUGAGUAGACAGGAGGCGUGGCCGGGAGCCCAGGCUAUGUGUCAUGUCUUCAUUUCCCUGGGUGUGGUUUUAGCAGAUACUUUACUGUUCCGUUAGGAGAAGAAUCACAUUGUUACAGCAGCGGCAUCCAGGCUCAAGUACAACCCUCAUCAUCCUCCCCGUGCUGUAUGGAGAGAAGCUGAGAGCUAUAAGGGACGACUGCAGACAACAUACAACCCGCCACCAUGCCAAAAACUAUCAGCGUACGUGUGACCACAAUGGAUGCAGAGCUGGAGUUUGCCAUCCAGCCCAACACCACCGGAAAACAACUCUUUGACCAGGUUGUGAAAACAAUUGGACUUCGAGAAGUCUGGUUCUUUGGACUUCAGUACCAAGACACAAAGGGCUUCUCAACAUGGCUAAAACUGAACAAAAAGGUCACUGCUCAGGAUGUGCGGAAAGAUACCCCAUUGCUUUUUAAGUUUCGUGCCAAAUUCUAUCCAGAGGAUGUUUCCGAGGAACUAAUCCAGGAUAUCACCCAGCGACUCUUCUUUCUCCAAGUGAAGGAAGGCAUUCUGAAUGAUGACAUUUACUGUCCACCAGAAACGGCAGUGCUGCUGGCUUCAUAUGCUGUGCAGGCCAAAUAUGGGGACUUUAACAAGGAUGUCCAAAAGACAGGCUAUUUGUCACAAGACAAGCUGCUUCCUCAGAGAGUUCUGGAACAGCACAAACUUACUAAAGAUCAGUGGGAAGAAAGAAUCCAUGUCUGGCAUGAAGAGCACAGGGGCAUGCUAAGGGAGGAUGCUAUUCUAGAGUACCUGAAGAUAGCCCAGGAUCUGGAGAUGUAUGGUGUUAACUACUUUAGCAUUAAGAACAAAAAGGGUUCUGAACUUUGGCUUGGAGUAGAUGCAUUGGGACUAAAUAUUUAUGAACAAAAUGAUAGAUUGACACCCAAGAUUGGCUUUCCAUGGAGUGAGAUCAGAAACAUCUCAUUUAAUGACAAGAAAUUUGUUAUCAAACCUAUUGAUAAGAAAGCUCCAGACUUUGUAUUCUAUGCUCCCCGAUUACGGAUCAACAAGCGAAUUUUGGCACUCUGCAUGGGCAACCAUGAGUUGUACAUGCGUCGAAGGAAGCCAGACACCAUUGAAGUCCAGCAGAUGAAAGCUCAAGCAAGAGAAGAGAAGCAUCAAAAGCAGAUGGAGAGAGCUCUUCUGGAAAAUGAGAAGAAGAAAAGGGAGCUGGCUGAGAAAGAGAAGGAAAAGAUUGAGCGUGAAAAAGAGGAACUGAUGGAAAGGCUAAGGCAGAUAGAAGAUCAGACUAGAAAAGCCCAAGAAGAGUUGGAGGAACAGACCCGAAGAGCCUUGGAAUUGGAGGAGGAACGUAGAAGAUCACAGGAGGAGGCCGAGAGACUCGCUAGAGAGCGCCAGGCUGCUGAGGAAGCCAAGGAAGCCCUAUUGAGACAAUCACAGGACCAAAUGAAAAAUCACGAGCAGCUGGCCGCAGAGCUUGCUGAGCUGACGAGCACAAUCAGCGAACUGGAACUUGCCCGUAGGAAGAAGGAAAGCGAAGCAGACGAAUGGCAGCAAAAGGCUCAGGCAGUGCAGAUAGAUUUAGAGAAGACCAAGGAUGAACUGAGGCAUGUCAUGAUCACUACUCAUGUCCAGGAGCCAAUAAACGCAGAGAAUGAACAUGAUGAUGAGCAAGAUGAGAACAGUGCAGAGGCCAGUGCUGAACUAAGAGGCGAAGCAACUAGUAUGGACCGAAGUGAAGAACAACGGACCACAGAGGCAGAGAAGAAUGAAAGGGUCCAAAAACACCUUCAGUUGUUAAGUUCUGAGCUGGAAAAGGCCAGAGAUGAGACCAAGAAGACAGAUAAUGAUAUUCUGCAUGAAGGAAAUGUGCGGGCUGGAAGAGAUAAGUACAAGACACUCCGCCAGAUCCGCCAAGGCAACACCAAGCAGCGUAUAGAUGAAUUUGAAUCUAUGUAACACCCUUAUAAUCCUCUUCUCCAUUUCACACUUUGGUUUCCUUCCUCCUUUCAAUGGCUCAGCUUCAAUGGAACUGCUGUACCACAUUAUAAGUCAGGGUUUGAUGCAGUACAAUCGUAGACCUGUAGUAUUUCAGAUCUUUCUCUACAGGUAGUGUUCUGUAUUCAUCAGUUUGGUUCUUCCAAGGAUAUUAAGCAGCCAGCCACAGAAAGCUCUUUCUAUUUCUCCAGCAAAUCUUGAAGUAUAUUGCCCCAAUAGUUUCUUCCUAACAAGCUUCUGCCAUAGUUAACAAUGGAGCUUUGUGUGCCUAUUAUAUUUUCAGAUUAUGAAGACCAAAUUUUAGACAAGCCAUUGUAAUUUUCCUUGCACUGGUGUCAUGGAGAGGCUCAAUCCCAUCCCUCUGUAUUGGCUGCAGUACAUUCCAUUGUUCUCCUUUAAAUUGUGUAUUAGAAAUUAGAACAAGCUGUAACACUCAAAAGCCUCCAGUGCUCCGGUGAUCAUUUAUAGUUAUUUAUUGUGGAAAACCAAUGACUAAUCUAUUAAGCAGUGACAUAGAGAAAUUGUUACAUAUUAUGAAUGAGAAAUUUGCCUUAGGUAUUGAAUUACCAGUUGUGCCUCAGAUUUUGUGUAAUGUCAAUUACACAUUGGAUCCAUAUCCAUCCUGUGUUGCAAAGGUAUAAACCACAUCUUUGUGUGCAGAUUACAAUAAACCUGUGUGAUAUAAAAUAGGGAUCAUCUAACAUUGCCAUUCCUUGCUGCUGGAUAGUCUUUGCCUAAAUGCAUUUUUUUGGUGGUUACUGUUCCAUGCUGGCAUCCCUGCCCCCUCUACCAGUAUUAUUUAGUCCUUUUUCUGAUAUUAUAAGUAUUUUUUUUUUCUAGUUAUGCACAGUUUAGUCAGUCUCGGAGGACAAUGCCUCUGGGAAACAAGUUGCAACUGUAUACUGUAUUAUAUGGAGAAAAGUUAUUUUGAGACAAUGUAAAGCUCACAGAGCUCUCAGUAUUAAAGACAGAUUUCUAGGGUUUUUAUUAGAAAGAUAUUUGCUUGUUAACCCUGUCAUUCUUGGCUGUAUGGGAAUUUACCCUUGAGAAGUGUUAAUUUUUUUUCUAAACUAUAGUCUAUUGCUGUAAUUUAUAUUGAUGGGGUUUAUAACAG